Dothidotthia symphoricarpi CBS 119687 is the source of this 732-nucleotide messenger RNA. RefSeq lists its product as uncharacterized. NCBI's taxonomy places the organism in Eukaryota, Fungi, Ascomycota, Dothideomycetes, Pleosporales, Dothidotthiaceae. The transcript is spliced from 3 exons. Gene Ontology annotation, molecular function: protein binding. The coding region runs from base 1 to 654 and encodes 217 amino acids. The record is from RefSeq and is a predicted model, not a curated record.
AUGGCGGAUACUCAGCCCUACCCUACGCUCAGCUUUGGCGUCAUCGUCGUGAUCGUUGGCGAAGAGCCGAAGCAGCAGAAGUUCCACAUCCACGAGUCACUCGCGAUCGAGAGGUCUGCCUUCUUCCGCAAAAUACUAAAGGACCCGGGGAAAGAGGCCACGGAGCAUACCAUCCCUUUGCCGGAGGACGACCCAGAUAUCUUCGCGCGUUAUGUCAAAAUCCUCUACGCCGGCCAUGCCAACUUGACCCAUGCCUCAGACGCCGAAGCGUAUACGGUACUCGGGGCAACCUUCGUUCUUGCCGAGAAACUGCAGGAUGUAAAGGCAAAGAACGAAGUUAUCAAGGCCAUCCAUAAGGUGCAGGCUGCUGAAAAAAACCUGGGCGCUUAUCUACAGAUGGUAUCGACAAUCUAUUGCGGCACGCCAAAAGCUUCUCUCGCUCGCUGCUAUGUCAUGCAUCACCUCUCGGAGCGUCGUUUUUAUGGCUGGACGAUUUUGGCUCUGCAAGAGGCUUUGACCGAGUUGGAGAACAUGUCCGCUGAGCUUGUGAGGGAUCUGGUGUCCUAUCUUAUUACCACCACGAAGUCUCCAUAUUCGUACGGACACGACUUUGAAAAGUAUCUCGAGGACGAGAACAUGGCUGAUACGAACUGAGCCGAAUAUGUGUACAGCAUGGUGACCCCUCAGAAUCUACAGCUUUUGCAAAUCCAAGAGCGUUUAUCACAUUUCUCG